This is a messenger RNA of Pygoscelis adeliae (Adelie penguin), 991 nucleotides long. RefSeq names its product aldo-keto reductase family 1, member D1 (gene AKR1D1). Gene Ontology annotation, cellular component: cytosol. The transcript has 9 exons. NCBI's taxonomy places the organism in Eukaryota, Metazoa, Chordata, Aves, Sphenisciformes, Spheniscidae. Bases 1 to 963 code for a protein of 320 amino acids. The record is from RefSeq and is a predicted model, not a curated record. Gene Ontology annotation, molecular function: Delta4-3-oxosteroid 5beta-reductase activity; steroid dehydrogenase activity; aldose reductase (NADPH) activity. Gene Ontology annotation, biological process: bile acid biosynthetic process.
AUGUCGCUGAGAGCCCUUGACCACUUAGAGCUGCCCUCUCGUUAUACAAAGUGUGGCAACAAUGAGAUGUUUUCAACUCCCAAAGGUUCUUGUUUGGAGUCGGUGAAAAUUGCCAUUGAUGCUGGUUACCGCCAUAUCGACGGUGCCUUCGUCUACUACAAUGAGCAUGAAGUGGGACAAGCCAUCCGGGAGAAGAUUGCUGAAGGAAGGAUCAAGCGAGAAGACAUUUUUUACUGUGGCAAGCUGUGGAAUACCUGCCACCCCCCAGAGCUGGUGCGUCCCACGCUGGAGAAAACCCUGAAGAUCCUGCAGCUGGACUACGUUGACCUCUACAUUAUUGAGCUGCCAAUGGCUUUCAAGCCUGGAGAUGCAAUCUACCCAAAAGAUGAAAAUGGAAAAAUUAUCUACCAUGAGACAGACUUAUGUGCCACCUGGGAGGCUAUGGAAGCAUGUAAAGAUGCAGGCUUGGCAAAGUCUAUUGGAGUAUCCAAUUUCAACCGCAGGCAGCUGGAGAUGAUCCUGAACAAGCCAGGACUUAAAUACAAACCUGUCAGCAACCAGGUUGAAUGCCAUCCCUAUUUCACCCAACCCAAACUCUUAGAAUUUUGCAGACAACACGACAUUGUUAUUGUUGGGUACAGCCCAUUGGGAACCUCAAGGGAUGAAACAUGGGUAAAUGUCUCCUCCCCUCCUUUACUGAAGGAUCCUGUGCUGAAUGCCAUUGGCAAAAAGUACAACAAGACAGCUGCACAGGUUGCUUUGCGUUUCAGCAUCCAGCGAGGGGUGGUGGUCAUCCCAAAAAGCUUCAAUCCACAACGCAUCAAAGAGAAUUUCCAGAUCUUUGACUUCUCCCUCACUGAGAAAGAGAUGAAAGAAAUCGAAGCCCUGAACAAAAAUGUUCGUUAUGUGGAACUGUUAAUGUGGCGUGACCAUCCAGAGUAUCCCUUCAGCGAUGAAUACUGAAAACAAGGUGUGUCCGGGCAGGUUCCUA